GAAGACGAGCAGAAGAUCGAGUACCGCGCGUGGAACCCGUUCCGUUCCAAGCUGGCGGCCGCCAUCUUAGGAGGCAUCGAUCAGAUCCACAUCAAGCCCAACGCAAAGGUGUUGUACCUGGGCGCCGCCUCGGGCACCACCGUUUCGCACGUCUCCGACAUUCGUGGGGCCGGGCAGGAAGGGCUGGUUUUCGGAAGUCCGCUGAGGAGUCCACUCCCACACCGCUCGGGGAGGGAUCUCAUCAACGUGGCCAAGAAACGGACUAACAUCAUCCCCAUCAUCGAAGACGCUCGCCAUCCCCACAAGUACCGCAUGCUGCUGGGAAUGGUGGACGUGAUCUUCCCCGACGUCGCUCAGCCUGAUCAGUGCAGGAUUGUCGUCAACGCUCAUCAUUUCCUCAAAGUCUCUCGCCAUUUUCCCGUUCUUACCCACCCCUCCCCCCUCCAGGCCAACUGCAUCGAUUCGACAGCAGCCCCAGAGGCCGUGUUUGCUGCUGAGGUGAAGAAGAUGCAACAGGAAAACAUGAAGCCUCAGGAGCAGCUGACGUUAGAGCCUUAUGAGAGGGAUCACGCAGUGGUGGUCGGCAUUUACAGGCCUCCCAUGAAGCAGAAGAAAGUCUAGCCGGCCCAGAGCCACCCAGAGGUGCGAGGAGACUGUUUUUCUUUUGGUUUGGAACGGGUUUCGGAGCGCAAAGAACCUCUGGAGAGAAGGAACGGGCGAGACUUCUUCAGACUUUCAGUGUCUCGACCCGAAAAUGUCGCCCAUUCCUUCUCUCCAGAGAUGCUGCCUGUCCCGCUGAGUUACUCCUGUGUUUUGCGUCUACCUUCGAUUUAAACCAGCAUCUGCAUUUCUUUCUUGCACGGACUGGCCUUGUCUAUAUUACGAUGUGUUUUUAUAUUAAAAAUUAUUCGGCGAAUAAAA
Molecule: messenger RNA, 921 nt
Organism: Leucoraja erinaceus (little skate)
Lineage: Eukaryota; Metazoa; Chordata; Chondrichthyes; Rajiformes; Rajidae
Gene: fbl
Product: fibrillarin
Biological process (GO): rRNA methylation; box C/D sno(s)RNA 3'-end processing
Cellular component (GO): nucleolus; Cajal body; box C/D methylation guide snoRNP complex
Molecular function (GO): rRNA methyltransferase activity; RNA binding; histone H2AQ104 methyltransferase activity
Source: RefSeq, a predicted model, not a curated record